UCUCUCCACAUAAGGUUCUGGUCAAAAGUUGUGCGCUAUACAGGGAAUGGUGUCACGGAAUUACUUGAUUGACAAAAACAUUACUCUGCUUGUUGGCCACAGCUCACAUUCGAGCAGCUCUCCAUGCUGUGUCUGAAGAUUGUUAAAGUCGUGACCCAGACAGCCCUCCGCAUUCUCCUACCAGCGCUAGCUCGUAUCAUGGGGGUGAACCUGAGGAGUGGGGCAACCUCCCCAGAAUCCCAGUGCUCUCUGACAGGGUCUGAGGAUUCCUUAGGCAGUCUGGAUGAGAGAGAGAAAAGGCUGCUGAUCAGUGAGAUGAACUACUGGACUAAGGAGAGGAGGAGGAAUGGCAGUGCAGGAUGCCGCCAAAAAUCCACUCGCAGAACCUCAUCACCAUGCUGUUCGCCUAAGAGGUCCCAGACCUCAUUGCAGAGCUUGCCUGCAACUAGAGAGGCUCCCCUCAUGGAGGAGCCUCUGAAGGCUCUUUUUGGGGUAACGGAAGAGAGCCUCCUGAUAUCCCUGGUUGAGGGUCACUCCAUCCCCACCUCCUCCAGCUCCUCCGAGUUGAGCUGUGCUAUCGUGGGGGACGUAGUACACCAGCUUAACUCUGGCCUCUCAGUGGCCAUUCAGGCCAGCUCGGGGAGUUGCCCCCCUAUGGACAGUCAGGACAUAGCAGCAGGCAAGGAGGUCAUUCGGGUAGCCUCGGUGCAGAUCCUGGCCGAGCUACAGAGCCAAACGUCUGAGCCAGAGUGGGUAGGGUUUAUCGAGCCCCUCAUGGACCCUGUGACCGAUGAUGUGCUGGUAGCCAUUGUCGGCACAAUGGACAAAAUGGCACAGGACUUCAACAUCCUAUUGGAUCUGGCCAAGAAGAUGACAAUCUUGGGGUCUAAAUUUCUGACCAAUCUUCAAUGUGACCUUGAUGUUGAGUGUCCUUCUGGGAAAGAAGGGACCACUCACUUUCUCAAAGAGACUGGAUCCUCUACCAGUGUGGCGUCCAGAAAGAUUCAGACCCUCUCUAGCCCCGACUUUCAGUCUAAAGCCCUGAAGGCGGUGAGCACCAUCCUUACAAGGAAAGUCAGCAGCUCUUCUGGCAUGGCUCCUUCCUCUUCUAGUGCUGCUCCUAGCCUUACUGAAGCCCCCCUGAAUACCAGCUGCACAGCCCUAACAUCUGUAACCUCCACUGCCACAGUGAUUGUUAAGGCAUUUGUGGGAGGCAUGGAGACGAUAGCAUCAUUUGAAGGCACAUGUGAAGCAGUUGAUUGUUCCUUGUCCAGCUCUUCAAAUGGUCCUAGGUCAGAGUGUGAGUUAGAGAUCAACCUCCCUGGCACUCCCAUCCCUGACAAAGUGUAUUUUGAUCUGACCUGCCCCAUCGUCAGGAGCUCCUGCAUCGACACCAGGGUCUCUAAAAUGCCAGAGAUUUCUUCAAGUGACCUAAAGACAAAGAUGAUGGAACACACAGAUGAACCCCUGCAUCGUAACAGUCCAAUGACUGACAGCAGCCGACCACCGAGUGCUAAAGCCUCUUUUCGAUCCUCCACUCCAUCUUUCACCAGCAAGGGAACCUCUUUGGUACCAAAGGGAGAUGGGAUUGACAUUGAAGAGAAGGAGGUGUGUAUCCCCAGCAGCUCUGGCCAUCUGAGGGAGCUCUUAAUCACCCCGGACAUCAGCAGUGCCACUGCAGUACUUGAUGGACUCCAGCAAAGAUGA
Oncorhynchus mykiss (rainbow trout) is the source of this 1707-nucleotide messenger RNA. NCBI's taxonomy places the organism in Eukaryota, Metazoa, Chordata, Actinopteri, Salmoniformes, Salmonidae. The record is from RefSeq and is a predicted model, not a curated record.